Setaria italica (foxtail millet) is the source of this 600-nucleotide messenger RNA. RefSeq lists its product as uncharacterized. The transcript is spliced from 3 exons. NCBI's taxonomy places the organism in Eukaryota, Viridiplantae, Streptophyta, Magnoliopsida, Poales, Poaceae. The record is from RefSeq and is a predicted model, not a curated record. The coding region runs from base 1 to 600 and encodes 199 amino acids. Gene Ontology annotation, molecular function: protein binding.
AUGGCGCUGCCGGCGUUGAUGGUCGAAGAGAUCCUCCUCCGCGUCCCACCUGACGAGCCGGCGCACCUCAUCCGCGCAGCCGUCGUCUGCAAGGCCUGGAGGCGCAUCCUCUUCGACAGCGGGUUCCGCUGCCGCUACUGUACGUUCCAUCGAACGCGUCCCCUGCUAGGCUACAUCCACAACUUCGGCUUCCGUGCAGGCCUCGAGUUCGUCCCAACCACUACUUUCUUCCCGCCGUCGCUGGCGGCUAGCCGCAACUCCUACAGGGCCCUUGACUGCCGCCAUGGCCUGCUGAUCGACACUAGCGGCCCACCAGGCUUCAUUGUUUGGGACCCCAUCACUGGCGACCGGCAGCACCUGAGCUUUCUCGCUCACGCACAAGAGAAUUUGUGCUGUUAUACUGGGGCUGUGCUAUGCGCUGUGGAUGGCUGCGACCACCUCGAUUGUCAUGGCGGUCCGUUCCUCGUGGUCUUUGUGGGUGGGACAGAGGGGGCGCAUCCCAUCGACGUGGAUCAUGUCAGGGAACCCAGCCUUCUUAUCGGAGGUGCGCUCUACUUCACCCUUGGUGCGAUGAGGAUCCUCAAGUAUGACUUAAAAUGA